Molecule: messenger RNA, 2020 nt
Organism: Culicoides brevitarsis
Lineage: Eukaryota; Metazoa; Arthropoda; Insecta; Diptera; Ceratopogonidae
Gene: XRCC1
Product: DNA repair protein XRCC1
Exons: 2
Coding region: 133-1854 (573 amino acids)
Biological process (GO): single strand break repair; base-excision repair; double-strand break repair via nonhomologous end joining
Cellular component (GO): nucleus
Molecular function (GO): damaged DNA binding
Source: RefSeq, a predicted model, not a curated record
CAAAUCAUUCCCGCUUUUGAUCAAGAGCUCGAUUUUCUUUGUGUUUUUCACAUUUUCACCGAUUAAAUUUGUCAUCAAAGCAUUUAUUUUGUAUCAACGGACCCUAAAAUCGAUAAAUUUGAUCUUGACACGAUGCCAAAAGUAAAAUUAACGAAAGUUGUGAAAGUCAGUAGUGAGUCACCUGCACAUUUAGCGUCUAAUUUAUUAUUAUUAGAACCUACAAAAACGACUCAAUGGCGCACAAAAGACCCUUCAGAAGACACUGCGGAAGUUAUUUUACAACUUGAAGGUCCCUCGAAAAUCACAAAUAUCAAUUGUGGGAACUGUUAUUCCGCCAAAAUUGAAAUUCAGGUUGGAUCUUCAGCUGAUAGCGAUAAAUUCGAGACUUUAUUGCCGUCACAAGACUUUAUGAACGAAACAGAAAGUCGAAAUGGAACGAAUUUCAGUAGAGUUAGAACUUUUUUAACAUCAGAUUUUGAUCCAAAAACAUCAAAAGGCGAGACGUGGGAUCUUGUGAAGGUGAUUUGUCGUCAACCGUAUACGAAAAGUGAGACUUUUGGUUUGGCUUUUAUCGCUAUUUACACAGACAAGAAGAAAAUUGUCGAAGAAGAAACGAAAGAAGUUGUCAAGAGUCCCGCGCCGCUUCAAAAAAGCCCUCGAAUGGUUGGAAAAUUCAAGUUACGAGACUCAUCUGAUGAGGAAGUAGCACCAAAAAUGAGUCUUUUGGAACGAUGGAAGAAGGAAAAGACCGAGGAAAAUGUCGUUACGCCGCCGCCGAAGAAGAAAAUUGAAAAAACGAAGCCAAAAGUAACUGAUCGAAAUCGAAUGUCGCUACUUUAUGACUCAUCUUCGUCUGACGAAGAGAAUAAACGUGUCAAGCAUUCGGCGAAAAAGUUAAAAGUUCAAAAGGAAAAUGUUGAAAGUCGAAAGAGGAAAAGUGACGACGAUUCUCCGGCUCCAAAACAAAAGAAAACGAAGAAUUUCAGCGAUUUUCUUGAUGAUGCCAAGCCUUCAAGCAGUUCAAAAGCACCGAAUGUACCUAAAAUAGAGAAGAAAAACGUUGUUGACUCACCAAAACCCGUUAAAACUGAAAAGAAACCAACUCCAGUGAAAAAACCAAAAGUCACAAAACCAUUCAACGAACUUCUUAGCGGCGUACGGAUCGUUAUCAGUGGCAUACAAAACCCCGAACGUGCUGAUAUCCGUCAAAAAGCCUUCGAUAUGGGUGCCAAAUACGCUGCCGAUUGGAAUGACACAUGUACACACUUGAUAUGUGCUUUCAAGAACACCCCCAAAUUCCGCGAAGUCAAGGGAAAAGGAAAAAUUGUCACCAAAGAUUGGAUUGUCAAUGGGCAUCGUUUACGAAAACGUCUUCCAUGGCGACGUUAUGCUUUAGAUGAUGCCGACCGGUUGCUCGAUGAAAGCGAAGAGGAAAUUUUCGAACAAAAACCCGAUGAAGACGCGCCAAAAGAGAAAAAAGAUGACGUUCUUGCCAUGUACGACUUGAAUUACGACGUUCCCGCCACAAAUGACGAUGUCUAUAACCGCAGUACGGACGACGACAAUUCACGUGAUGCUGGAAUCAAGCCAAAAUUGUUCAAAAACAAGGCAUUUUAUGUUCAUGUCAAUGUAGAGGUCGACAAAAGUAUGUACAAACACCUGCAGGAAGUGAUCGGCGAGCAAGACGGACAAAUUGUGACAGAUUUGCACAAAGCUGAUUUUAUUUUGACGGCAGAAAAACUCGAUGGAAGCGCAUUAGGGGCUAAGGGAGACAUCUUAGAUCCCCAAUGGGUGCUGGAAUGCGCCGAAAUGGAAAGUCUCGUACCCGUUGAACGAUUUUCUAUGAAUUCUUAAUACAAAAAAAAAAAAAAAUGAAAAAAAAAUUUGUUAUUGUUUUUUCGUUCUUUGACCUUUUUUUUUGCUGUUUCGUUACCGACCUAAAAGUACUUCAAGUAAAAAACAUGUGGGAGUGCUCAAAUUAAGUAGAACAAUAAAAGUAAGACCAAAUAUUACAAAAUAA